This is a messenger RNA of Eufriesea mexicana, 2303 nucleotides long. Its product is annotated as Heat shock protein 70 cognate 1. The coding region runs from base 146 to 2095 and encodes 649 amino acids. Gene Ontology annotation, molecular function: ATP-dependent protein folding chaperone; ATP binding. The transcript is spliced from 4 exons. Lineage: Eukaryota; Metazoa; Arthropoda; Insecta; Hymenoptera; Apidae. The record is from RefSeq and is a predicted model, not a curated record.
UGCAUACGGCGCUCAGUCAGACUUCCAUACGCAAGAAGAGAACAUUGUACUUAAGUGGAAAUUGUUAGACUACUGCUGUUACUACUACACUACUACUACUACUACGAUUUUCUCGUGAUAUACGAACGAUCAAAAACGAUAAAAUAUGGCGAAGGCUCCAGCAGUUGGAAUCGAUUUGGGCACUACGUAUUCAUGCGUAGGUGUCUUCCAGCAUGGAAAAGUUGAGAUUAUUGCAAACGAUCAAGGAAAUCGAACAACACCCAGCUAUGUUGCUUUCACGGAUACUGAAAGACUGAUUGGCGAUGCGGCUAAAAAUCAGGUCGCAAUGAAUCCAAACAACACCAUUUUUGACGCGAAGAGAUUGAUUGGACGUCGCUUCGACGAUGCAACGGUACAAAGUGACAUGAAACACUGGCCAUUCACAGUGAUAAAUGAUGGAGGAAAACCAAAAAUCAAGGUUUCGUACAAAGGUGAAACGAAAACUUUCUUCCCGGAAGAAGUGUCUUCGAUGGUACUCACAAAGAUGAAGGAAACUGCUGAAGCGUAUUUAGGAAAAACUGUCACCAACGCUGUCAUCACCGUUCCUGCAUACUUCAAUGAUUCUCAACGACAAGCCACCAAAGAUGCAGGAGCAAUAUCAGGACUAAACGUUUUGAGAAUUAUCAACGAACCAACCGCAGCUGCAAUCGCUUAUGGUUUAGAUAAAAAGACUGCAGGGGAAAAGAAUGUACUGAUCUUCGACUUGGGAGGUGGUACCUUUGAUGUGUCCAUUUUGACUAUCGAUGACGGCAUUUUCGAAGUGAAAUCGACGGCAGGCGACACUCACCUUGGUGGCGAAGAUUUCGAUAACCGCAUGGUGAAUCACUUCGUUCAGGAGUUCAAGAGGAAAUACAAGAAGGAUUUAAGUACGAAUAAGAGGGCCCUUAGACGAUUGAGAACUGCUUGUGAAAGGGCGAAGAGAACUUUGAGUUCAUCGACGCAAGCCAGCAUCGAAAUAGACUCUCUCUUCGAAGGCAUUGAUUUCUAUACGUCGGUCACUAGAGCUAGAUUUGAAGAACUUUGUGCAGAUUUGUUUAGAAGCACAUUGGAACCGGUGGAAAAGGCCCUGAGGGAUGCUAAAAUGGACAAGGCUCAAGUUCAUAGUAUUGUUCUAGUCGGUGGAUCUACCAGGAUACCAAAAAUUCAAAAAUUAUUACAAGAUUUCUUCAACGGAAAAGAAUUGAACAAAUCGAUCAAUCCUGACGAAGCUGUUGCCUAUGGAGCGGCUGUACAGGCUGCUAUAUUGCACGGCGACAAAUCUGAAGAAGUUCAAGAUCUGUUGUUAUUGGAUGUUACGCCAUUGUCUUUGGGUAUAGAAACAGCUGGCGGUGUGAUGACAACGUUGAUCAAGAGGAAUACGACAAUACCAACCAAGCAAACGCAGACUUUCACCACAUAUUCCGAUAAUCAGCCUGGUGUCCUGAUCCAAGUAUAUGAAGGAGAGAGAGCUAUGACCAAAGAUAAUAAUAUUCUCGGCAAGUUUGAGCUUACUGGCAUUCCACCUGCACCGAGAGGCGUACCUCAGAUUGAAGUUACAUUUGACAUCGAUGCUAAUGGUAUCUUGAAUGUUUCUGCUGUUGAAAAGUCAACUGGAAAGGAGAAUAAGAUUACUAUCACCAAUGAUAAAGGUCGAUUAUCGAAAGAGGAUAUCGAGAGAAUGGUGAAUGAAGCUGAAACGUACCGUAACGAGGAUGAGCAACAGCGCGAUAGAAUAUCUGCAAAGAACUCACUGGAGUCUUAUUGCUUUAACAUGAAGAGCACGAUGGAAGAUGAGAAGCUUAAAGAUAAGAUUGAUGCAGGGGAUAAACAGAAGGUUAUUAAUAAGUGUAAUGAAGUGAUCUCAUGGUUGGAUUCGAAUCAACUGGCAGAGAAAGAUGAAUUCGCAGACAAGCAAAAAGAGCUGGAAUCCAUUUGCAAUCCUAUUGUCAGCAAAUUGUACCAAGGUGGAGCCGCACCUGGUGGAUUCCCACCUGGCGGAUUCCCACCUGGUGCAGCUCCAGGAGGUGCUGGCACUGGUGGUGCAGGUGGUGGACCUACCAUCGAGGAAGUAGACUAAAAAAGUCUUAUAUACGCGUCGUUUAUUACUCUGAACUUCUUUUUCCCUUUCAUUUUAUUUAUUACAACACGUGCUUCGUACAUUCAUGUCCACUAUUUUCACAUUUAUUUAUACUAAUAGUGAAUAUUUUCUGAGAUUUGAGACUUUAUUUCCUGUAAAAAAAGUAUUUAAAUUCGUAAUGCAUAAUUAAUUUAUUAUAAAAAAGAAA